AUGGGCGCCGCCACCACCAACGACUUGAUGGACGCGGAGCGGCGGGCGCUGCUGGACUUCAAGGCGGCGGUGACGGCGGACCCGUGGGGUGUGCAGGCAUCAUGGACGCCCAUGAGGGACCCCUGCAACUUCUUCGGUGUGACCUGUGACGCGGGAGCCGUGACGUGGCUGCGCAUUAACGGCACGGGGCUGGCGGGCACGCUCACGCCCUCCCUAGGGCGCUUCCCUGCGCUCGAGUCCGUCUUGCUCUUCGGCAACGCACUCACGAGCGGCGUCCCCUCCAGCUUCCGUGCGCUCGCGCCCAUGCUCCACAAGCUCAACCUUAGCUGGAACACGCUCGAUGGCGAGAUCCUGCCGUUCCUCGGUGCCUUCCCAUGGCUCCGCUUGCUCGACCUCUCCUACAUCCGCUUCGCCGGCGGGAUCCCCGCCGCGCUCUUUGACACUUCCCUCCGCCUCCGCUACGUCUUGCUCGCGCACAACAACCUCACGGACCCCGUCUUGCCCAGCAUUACCAACUGCUCUCGCCUCGUUGGCUUCAACUUCUCCUACAACCACCUCUCUAGAGAGUUCUCUGACCAGGUCUGCACUCCGCCGAAGAUGAACUACAUCUCCGUCCGGAGCAACGCGCUCUCCGUAGAUAUAGUCGGCAAGCUCACCUCUUGCGGCAGCAUUGACCUCUUGGACGUCGGCAGCAACAAGUUCUCCGGAGCCGCGCCCUUUGCACUCCUCGGCUCGGUAAACAUCACCUACUUCAAUGUCUCCUCUAACGCCUUUAACGGCGAAAUCCCCAGCAUUGCAACAUGCGGCACUAAAAUCUCAUACUUGGACGCGUCCGACAACCGGCUCACGAGGCCGAUGCCGGAGUGCAUGGUGAAUUGCCGUGGCCUAAGGGUUUUGGAUUUGGGGGUGAAUGCUCUUGCUGGAGCUAUAUUGGGACACUGCGGUCGCUCUACGUUCUCCGGCUCGUGGGCAAUUCUGGCAUUUUUGGUCUGA
Molecule: messenger RNA, 993 nt
Organism: Sorghum bicolor (sorghum)
Lineage: Eukaryota; Viridiplantae; Streptophyta; Magnoliopsida; Poales; Poaceae
Product: probable LRR receptor-like serine/threonine-protein kinase At1g12460
Exons: 1
Coding region: 1-993 (330 amino acids)
Molecular function (GO): protein binding
Source: RefSeq, a predicted model, not a curated record